Messenger RNA from Uloborus diversus, 1517 nucleotides. RefSeq names its product zinc finger protein 271-like. Bases 1 to 1416 code for a protein of 471 amino acids. Lineage: Eukaryota; Metazoa; Arthropoda; Arachnida; Araneae; Uloboridae. The record is from RefSeq and is a predicted model, not a curated record. Gene Ontology annotation, biological process: regulation of transcription by RNA polymerase II. The transcript is spliced from 2 exons. Gene Ontology annotation, molecular function: RNA polymerase II cis-regulatory region sequence-specific DNA binding; DNA-binding transcription factor activity.
AUGAGACAUCUGAGAAUCCAUACUGGAGAGAAGCCGUAUUCCUGUGAACAUUGUUCAAAGGCAUUUUCUGACAAUUCAUAUUUAAUGAGACAUCUGAGAACCCAUACUGGAGAGAAACCGUAUUCCUGUGAGUAUUGUUCUAGGACAUUUUCCAAAACUUCAAAUUUAAUGAGACAUCUGAGAACCCAUACUGGAGAGAAAACGUAUACCUGUGAACAUUGUUCAAAGGCAUUUUUAGACAAUUCCCAUUUAAUGAGACAUCUGAGAACCCAUGCUGGCGAGAAACCGUAUUGUGAACAUUGUUCAAAGGCAUUUUCUGACAAUUCACAUUUAAUGAGACAUCUGAGAACCCAUACUGGAGAGAAUCCGUAUUCCUGUGAAUAUUGUUUUAAGAUAUUUUCCAACACUUCAGAUUUAAUGAGACAUCUGAGAAUCCAUACUGGAGAGAAACCGUAUUCCUGUGAACAUUGUUCUAAGGAAUUUUCUGACAAUUCACAUUUAAUGAGACAUCUGAGAACCCAUACUGGUGAAAAACCGCAUUCCUGUGAACAUUGCUCAAAGGCAUUUUCCAACAAUUCAGAUUUAAUGAGACAUCUGAGAACCCAUACUGGGGAGAAACCGUAUUCCUGUGAACAUUGUUCAAAGGCAUUUUUAGACAAUUCACAUUUAAUGAGACAUCUGAGAACCCAUGCUGGCGAGAAACCGUAUUCCUGUGAACAUUGUUCAAAAGCAUUUUCUGACAAUUCAUAUUUAACGAGACAUCUGAGAACCCAUACUGGAGAGAAACCGUAUUCCUGUAAAUAUUGUUUUAAGGCAUUUUCCAAAACUUCAAAUUUAAUGAGACAUCUAAAAACCCAUACUGGCGAGAAACCACAUUCUUGUGAACAUUGCUCGAAGUCAUUUUCCAACACUUCCGAUUUAAAGAGACAUCUGAGAAUCCAUACCGGAAAUUUAAAGAGCCAUGCUGGUGAGAAACCGUAUUCCUGCGAACAUUGCUCAAAGGCAUUUUCCUACAAUUCAGAUUUAAUGAGACAUCUGAGAACCCAUACUGGAGAGAAACCGUAUUCCUGUGAACAUUGUUCAAAGACAUUUUCAGACAAUUCACAUUUAAUGAGACAUCUGAGAACCCAUGCUGGCGAGAAACCGUAUUCCUGUGAACAUUGUUCAAAAGCAUUUUCCAAAACUUCAAAUUUAAUGAGACAUCUAAAAACCCAUACUGGCGAGAAACCACAUUCCUGUGAACAUUGCUCAAAGGCAUUUUCCAACACUUCACAUUUAAUGAGACAUCUGAGAGUCCAUACUGGAGAGAAACCGUAUUCCUGUGAGCAUUGUUCAAAGGCAUUUUCAGACAAUUUUCAUUUAAUGAGACAUCUGAGAACCCAUGCUGGCCAGAAACCUCAUUCCUGUGAUUAUUGAUCACAGACGUUUUGCCUUGCUUCAUAUUUAAAGAUACAUAUGAGAGUCUAUACUAGAGAGAAACUUUAUUUCUGUGAACGUUAUUUAAACCAAUUUUUCAG